GAAAACUUAUGAUAAAUAAAAGGGGAGGGGAAGGAAAAAUUGGAGAAGUGGGCAUAGUAGCCAAAUCUACCGCUUGCAACCCCAACGACCCCGCAAGAGCAAACCCCGGCGACCUCACGAACGGCCGACCAACUGGAACCACCACGAUUCCAACUCUGGCAAGUCUUUGCAGCGACUGUGGCUCUGCAUCAUUGAAAAGUUCUCUUGCUCUUAUCGAUGCAGGACUCCCAAGAGCCAAGACAUGAAUUUUGGGUGGGUCAACGAGUGCGUGCAUUGGGUGAUCCUCAACGAAUUGGUACAGUUAAGUAUGUGGGACCUAUAGAAGGCUAUUCAGACACUUGGGUUGGAGUUGACUGGGACAACGGAGAAGGCAAACAUGAUGGAUCCAUGAAUGGUGUCCGCUACUUCCAUGCUAAAUCAGAUAGAUCAGGGUCAUUUGUUCGUCCCCACAAUCUAAACCAAGGGAUUUCAUUGCUUGAAGCUCUUGAAAGUCGAUAUAAAAGUGACUCUACAAAAGAUGAAGAGGAUGAAAUGUAUGUCCUUUCAACAAGCAACCAGCGAGUAUCUGUUCAACUUUUGGGUAAAGAUCAAAUUCAAGAUAAGCUAAGAAGAUUUGAGGAAUUAACUAGUGUAUCAUUGUCAUACAUGGGCAUUAGUUCCCCUGGAAUCCCUUCUCACAUUAAUAACACGGUGCCAAAUAUAAAAGAACUUGACCUGACUGGGAACUUGCUUUCAGAGUGGAAGGAUGUUGGCACAAUUUGUGAACAGUUGCCUGCUCUGAGGACAAUCAAUUUAUCCAACAAUUUAAUGUCACCCUAUAAAACCAAUCUUCCAAUACUGAAAAUCAUCCAAGUUCUGGUUGUAAAUAAUACUGGCGUAGAUUGGGAACAGGUUGAGUUGCUUAGACAAUCGCUGUCAACAAUUGAAGAGCUACAUAUAAUGGGAAACAAUAUAAGCAGAAUACUGCCCGGGUCAUCCUCUACGGUUCAGGGAUUUGAUUGUCUGCGGCUGUUGAAUUUGGAAAACAACUGUAUAGAUGAAUGGAAUGAAAUCAUGAAGCUUUCUCAGCUAAGAUGUUUGGAGAAGCUUUAUUUAAACAAGAAUUGUUUGAAUUCUCUAUUUUAUCCGGAUAAUAAUGAGCGGUAUGAAUCAGAAGUUACAUGCUAUAAACCCUUCCAAAAUCUAUGCCGCCUUCUAUUGGGUAAUAACAACAUUGAUGAUCUGGCCUCCAUUGACUCAUUAAACUUGUUUCCUAGUUUGGUGGAUAUCAGGCUUUCUGAAAACCCAAUUACUGAUCCUAGAAGAGGCGGGGUUCCAAGAUUUGUUUUGAUAGCUCGUUUAGCAAAAGUUCAGAUAUUAAAUGGGAGUGAGGUUACUCCUCGUGAAAGGAAGGACUCUGAGAUUAGGUAUGUUCGGCUUGUUAUCUCAAGGUUGCAUACUAGUCCUGAAGAAAUCAAACAGCAUCCCAGGUAAAUUCACGGACAAUAUCUGGAACCUUU
This is a messenger RNA of Vigna umbellata (rice bean), 1499 nucleotides long. Lineage: Eukaryota; Viridiplantae; Streptophyta; Magnoliopsida; Fabales; Fabaceae. The record is from RefSeq and is a predicted model, not a curated record.